Molecule: messenger RNA, 1648 nt
Organism: Gordionus sp. m RMFG-2023
Lineage: Eukaryota; Metazoa; Nematomorpha; Gordioida; Chordodea; Parachordodidae
Product: casein kinase I-like
Exons: 10
Coding region: 105-1448 (447 amino acids)
Biological process (GO): peptidyl-serine phosphorylation; signal transduction; negative regulation of canonical Wnt signaling pathway
Cellular component (GO): nucleus; cytoplasm
Molecular function (GO): protein serine/threonine kinase activity; ATP binding
Source: RefSeq, a predicted model, not a curated record
CUUUUAUCGAACAGAGGGCUUUAUCCUUCUAUUAUUUUUUUAUAUUAAAUCUAGGACUUUGUUUGAGCUUAAAUGCUUAAAGAAAAUUUAAGAUAAGAAUAAUCAUGAUUAAUUCUACUAAAAAUGAGUUCAUAGUAGGGAACCGGUAUAGAUUAAUUAGAAAGAUUGGUAGUGGUUCUUUUGGUGAUAUUUAUCUCGGAGUUAAUAUUUAUAAUGGCGAAGAAGUUGCUGUUAAAAUUGAAUCUGUAAAAGCAAGACAUCCUCAAUUGCAAUAUGAAAGCAAAUUAUAUAAACUAUUUCAAGGUGGAAUUGGCAUACCACAUAUAAGAUGGUUUGGUGAUGAGAGAGGAUUUAAUCUGAUGGUAAUGGAUUUAUUAGGCCCAAGUUUAGAAGAUCUUUUUAACUUUUGUUCAAGACGUUUUACAUUAAAAACUGUUUUGAUGUUAGCUGAUCAAAUGAUAUCUAGGUUAGAAUAUAUUCACCACAAAAAUUUCAUUCAUCGGGAUGUUAAGCCUGAUAAUUUUUUGAUGGGGAUUGGGAGACAUUGUAAUAAGUUAUACAUAAUAGAUUUUGGUUUGGCUAAAAAAUAUCGUGAUAAUCGCACUAGACUACAUAUUCCUUAUAGAGAUGAUAAAAAUUUAACAGGCACAGCAAGAUAUGCUAGUAUAAAUGCACAUCUAGGCAUUGAGCAAAGUCGGCGUGAUGAUAUGGAAUCUUUAGGAUAUAUUUUGAUGUAUUUUAAUAGGACUAGUUUACCUUGGCAAGGAUUAAAGGCUGCUACAAAAAAACAAAAAUAUGAAAAAAUCAGUGAAAAAAAGAUGUCCACUCCAGUUGAAGUCCUAUGCAGGGGCUUCCCAGCUGAAUUCUCUAUGUAUCUCAACUACUGUCGUUCGCUGCGCUUUGAAGAAGCCCCUGACUACAUGUACCUCCGCCAACUAUUUCGCAUUCUGUUCCGAACCCUUAACCAUCAAUAUGACUACUGCUUUGAUUGGACCCUGCUUAAACAAAAACACAAUGAUUUCGGAACUGGUACCUCUUCAUCCACUACGAAUGUAGGGGCUGCGGCUGCUGUAGGUGAUUCGCCCGUAAAUCAGCAGCAAAACCAGCCUGGAAAUUCAGGCAACUUCGAUGAUAAUAAUCCUGCAGCAUCAAAUUUGGCCAAAUUGUUGACCAAUUUGGCGGCUGGAGGCUCUGGCUUACUAUCCUCUUCAACCAACAACCCAGCUAACCUUUUAAACCAUAAUAAUAACCUCCCUUCUGGCUCCAACGCCAACAACUCAAUGUUUCAACAAAUUGGAUCAGGAAGUAAAGGUGGUACAGGAGAUAAUUUUUUACUUUACCCUCCUCCACCCGAGCAGAAUAACCAGGCUCCUCCAACUCCUUCAAAUAUGGCAGUAUGUGGAUCUACUAUUUUGGAUAAUGGAGGCAAUUUGGGUCCCAACUAUUGAAAAAAAUUGUAACUAAAUUUCACUUUUAACUCCCCCAAAGCUUCUCGCAACGAAAUGAACAUUUACUACCUUUUAAUGACAUUAUAUUAUGAUAUUUUAUUUAACUUAAGAAUUUCAAGAAUUAUAUAUGUAAUAUUUUUUUAUUGGAACAAAAAAACGAACAUAAUCUAAUAAUUAUAUUUUGUAUUUAUUAUUUACCG